AUCUAAUCGCACCCUCCCAACUCAAACUCGCCCCAGAGGCCGUAACCAUUAUCCUGCUCUCCUCCGUUCCUUCCACUUAGCACUCUCUAGAAAAAAACAAGAGAAAAAAGAGAAAGGAAUAUAGAAGCAGUAGUCUUAAAAAACACUAGUCACUCCCUCGUUUUGCCAGCUUAGCGUUCUCAAUAGUAACGCAUUUUGCUUUGAUCUCUCCAACAAUUGUGUGCUUUGCAGAGCAAAAAAUGGUGUUCAAGGUGUCGAAAGUACCAACGACGCCGUACGAUGGCCAGAAGCCUGGAACUUCUGGCCUCCGCAAGAAGGUGAAAGUUUUUGUGCAACCUCAUUAUUUGCAAAAUUUCGUUCAGUCAACAUUCAAUGCCCUUACACCAGAGAAAGUUAGAGGUGCCACACUUGUUGUUUCUGGUGAUGGUCGUUAUUUCUCAAAGGAUGCUAUUCAGAUAAUAAUUAAGAUGGCAGCUGCAAAUGGAGUAAGACGUAUAUGGGUUGGUCAGAAUGGAUUGCUUUCAACUCCAGCUGUAUCAGCUGUAAUACGUGAAAGGAUUGGUGUGGAUGGAUCGAAAGCAACUGGAGCCUUUAUUUUGACAGCAAGUCACAAUCCAGGUGGCCCUCAUGAGGAUUUUGGAAUAAAAUACAACAUGGAAAAUGGUGGACCUGCUCCAGAGGCUAUUACUGAUAAGAUCUUUGAGAACACAAAAACAAUAACAGAAUACUUGAUUGCUGAGGAUUUACCAAAUGUAGACAUUAGUGCAAUUGGUGUUACAAGCUUUGGGGGGCCUGAGGCACAGUUUGAUGUUGAGGUUUUUGAUUCAGCAAGUGACUAUGUGAAAUUGAUGAAGUCAAUUUUUGACUUCGAGCUUAUUCGCCAGCUGCUUUCAUCUCCGAAGUUUACCUUCUGCUAUGAUGCACUGCAUGGAGUUGCUGGAGCUUAUGCACAUCGCAUCUUUGUGGAAGAGCUUGGGGCAAAAGAAAGCUCACUGUUGAACUGCGUUCCCAAGGAGGACUUUGGAGGAGGGCAUCCUGAUCCAAAUCUGACUUAUGCAAAGGAGUUGGUUGCUCGCAUGGGAUUGGGCAAAUCAAACUCUGGAGUUGAACCACCAGAGUUUGGUGCUGCUGCUGAUGGUGAUGCUGAUCGUAACAUGAUUCUGGGCAAAAGGUUCUUUGUCACUCCAUCAGAUUCAGUUGCCAUCAUUGCUGCAAACGCUGUUGAUGCAAUUCCUUACUUCUCUUCUGGUUUGAAGGGAGUUGCCAGGAGUAUGCCCACCUCAGCUGCCCUUGAUGUUGUGGCCAAGCACUUGGAACUGAAAUUUUUUGAGGUACCCACUGGCUGGAAAUUUUUUGGCAAUUUAAUGGAUGCUGGAUUAUGUUCUGUUUGUGGAGAAGAAAGUUUUGGAACUGGCUCUGACCAUAUUCGUGAGAAAGAUGGAAUCUGGGCUGUUUUAGCUUGGCUUUCGAUACUUGCAUAUAAAAAUAAGGAAAAUCUUGACGGGGAUAAGCUUGUGACUGUUGAGGAUAUAGUUCGCCAGCAUUGGGCUACCUAUGGUCGACACUAUUAUACUCGAUAUGACUAUGAGAAUGUGGAUGCUGGUGCAGCAAAGGAUUUAAUGGCAUAUCUGGUCAAGUUGCAGUCUUCCCUUGGUGAUGUUAAUACUGUUGUGAAUGAGGCUCAUUCAGAUGUAUCAAAUGUUGUCAAUGCUGAUGAAUUUGAAUAUAAGGAUCCUGUUGAUGGUUCUGUUUCAAAACACCAGGGUAUUCGGUUUUUGUUUGAGGAUGGAUCACGAUUGGUUUUCCGUCUCUCUGGAACUGGCUCAGAAGGUGCUACUAUCCGACUCUACAUUGAGCAGUAUGAAAAGGAUCCAUCGAAAACUGGAAGAGAUUCUCAAGAAGCACUUGCUCCUCUUGUGGAAGUUGCUCUAAAACUUUCUAAGAUGCAGGAGUUCACUGGCCGAUCUGCACCUACGGUUAUCACAUAGAUUUAUACUGCUACAAGUUAAGGGUCGUCUGAGAAGUCAAAGUACCAUUUUGAGGAAUGGAAACAUAAAUACACUGUUCAAGGCAUGGUUAGAUAACCUACAUAUAUAUAUAUAUAUAUAUUUGUCGUUCUACAUCCGUACCAUGAGUACAUGAGAGUAUCAUAAAUGACAGAUAUACCCACUAAUCAAAAUUUUCUGAGAGGGUUCGUAAAAUAAUUUGAAUAAUGUUGCACUACUCGGGAUCGUAUGUCCUAUCUAUACGCCUUUCGUCUUGGAUUUUCAUUUUGGUUGAAUUGUAUCCGAAAUUUCAUUUCCAUGUGACUGGUGGGUUUAUCUCCUUUUUUUUUUUUAUGUUAUAUUAAUGAAAUGGGGAGUAAGGGUCUGACAUGAUCUUUUUAUUUCC
Theobroma cacao (cacao) is the source of this 2391-nucleotide messenger RNA. Its product is annotated as phosphoglucomutase, cytoplasmic. NCBI's taxonomy places the organism in Eukaryota, Viridiplantae, Streptophyta, Magnoliopsida, Malvales, Malvaceae. Gene Ontology annotation, biological process: carbohydrate metabolic process. The record is from RefSeq and is a predicted model, not a curated record. Gene Ontology annotation, molecular function: phosphoglucomutase activity; magnesium ion binding. Gene Ontology annotation, cellular component: cytosol.